This is a messenger RNA of Paramuricea clavata, 177 nucleotides long. Lineage: Eukaryota; Metazoa; Cnidaria; Anthozoa; Malacalcyonacea; Plexauridae. The record is from the annotation of a GenBank genome assembly.
AAUAUCGUACUUCACAAGAGUUCGCUUAUGUGACAUCCAUACGUCCCACUAAACUCGUGAAAAGUGAUUCACCGCCUCCAUUAGCAAUUCUAUCCGGAUACCAGACUGACGGGUCUGGAUAUCUCUACGCCGCGGUUGCAGACACAGAUUGGGGAACAAUCCACGGAAAAGCUAAAG